Zophobas morio is the source of this 1482-nucleotide messenger RNA. RefSeq lists its product as uncharacterized. Lineage: Eukaryota; Metazoa; Arthropoda; Insecta; Coleoptera; Tenebrionidae. The record is from RefSeq and is a predicted model, not a curated record. Gene Ontology annotation, cellular component: cytoplasm. Gene Ontology annotation, molecular function: glycosyltransferase activity. The transcript is spliced from 3 exons. Bases 113 to 1432 code for a protein of 439 amino acids.
ACCACCAUUAGCGAUAUCUUAUCUAACAAAAAAAUCAACAAACCAUCCAUGUUUUCUCUCACUCAUAACUUUCUAUUAGCCGUUUACAGGUUUAAGCUCCCAAAACCCAAAAAUGGUCCGCUGGAAACAGGUCACCCUACUUGGUGUAACAUUCACGAUAAUAUGGCUGCUCUAUUCACAAAAUAGUGCCACAAAACCACAGUGUAGCCAAUUUCCGAAGAAUGUUUUAAAGUACACGAAGACGUGGCAAAUCCAAAAAACCCAGCACGGUACUUUGCAACUAAUGAGCGCAUUUUUGGACGACCGCCAGAAGUCUGGGUUAUUCUCCAAACAGUACCCCACUAUUCGAAUUUUAGGCAUGCUGGACAACACGAAUCCACAAAAAUUCUAUUGCCAAAUUUGGUACGACAAGGAGGACGUGGCGGUUGUGGAAAGUAGCCACUUCUGGAUUUGGAACGGGGACUGGGAACAAGCUGAAACGUUCUUCCAACCCUUCGUGUUUUCUUGUGACACUCCUGACGAACGAAUACCUAAAUAUGUAUCUCUGGUUGCAAACAAAUGCGACCUAGCCACCAACAGACUGACCGUAGUUUACGAAAAAGUUAGCACGAAGGAAGAUUUCGUGGUCUGCGUUAAAGGUCUGAAUUUUCCUCACGAUGAUAUUAGUAUAAGACUGGUGGAAUGGAUCGAGCUCGUCACUCUUCUUGGAGCCACCAAAAUUCACUUCUACAAAUUCAGUGUUCACUCCAAUGUCCAGAAAGUGUUAGACUAUUACGAAAACCAGAACCGAAUUGCGAUUACCCCUUUGACUCUAGUAGGUAACUACUCCAACACUCCUGAUUUUCAAGCCAAGUUUCUACAUGAGCAUAAAGUUGAGCGUCGGUUACAAGAAGUUCUUCCUUUCAACGACUGUCUGUACACUUAUUUGUACAAAUACAAAUAUAUUGUCUCUUUGGACAUAGACGAAGUGAUUGUACCUAAAGCUGGUAACUGGUCUGACCUGAUGACGUACCUACAUGCUCGAAACGGACUGGCGGAUAGUUACCUCGCCCGAAACAUUUAUUUUUUUGAUCAUCUUGUACACAGUGUUGGGGAUAUUCCAGGUUAUAUGCAUAUUUUAACACAUGUUACAAGGGCAGAGGAGUUUUCGCCUGAAGGUGACUAUGUUAAGGGCUUCCAUGACACAGAAAGGGUGUUAGCACUCUAUAACCACAUUUCUUUGUGGUGUUCUGGCUGGUGGGGCUGCGAGAAUCUCAACAUUGGGGUGGAUUUAGCCCAAAUGCAGCACUACAGGAGUGACUGUGUUAAAGAGUUGAGGAACUGUGAGGAGUUGAAGAGACGAACUGUCGUGGAUACGAGAGUUUGGAGGUUUAAGCAGAAGUUAAUUCCAAGGGUUGAGACAGCUUUGAUUGACUUAUACUUUAUAGGUUGAUUUAUGUUUUUUUUUUGUAUCUGUGAAAUGAAAAAAAAUUGUAGAAGUUA